AUCCCAGAGCUGAUCCAAUACAUCAACUUAAUUAAUUAACUUCCCUCUACCCUUACAUCGAUCUGUUGCUUUUUGCCUGGAAAUUGAAGGAAGAAAAAAAUGCCUAUAGUUACCGAGACUGUGACAUUUAGGAUGUUCUCCUCCGCCAGCGACGUUUGGAGCGCCGUCACCGCGGCCCAAGCUGUUUUCCCGAUGGCUAUGCCAAACCUCUACGCCGACAUCAAGCGCAACAGGCGCGACGGCUUCACCGAAGGCUCGAUCCGCGACAUCACUUUCGGUCCUGCUUACAGCAGGGUAGUGGGAUCGGCGAGGGAAGAGAUCGUUGAAGUUGACCAUUCCAACAUGACGGUGAAGACGACGAUGAAUGACGACGGCGCAUUCGUGCCGCGGCUCUUCGACAGCGUUGACAUCACCACGGCCGUGGUGCCUUCGUCCCGCACCAACCUUAGGGCCACAGGCUGCACACUUACUUGGUCCUUCACCUACGACAGCGCUAAGGGUAACGCCGACGUUAACAACCUCAAGAACGUGAUGCAGACUGCGUUUCAGGAUUUGGACGACUACCUCAGGAGGGGACGUGGCAAUCGCCGGUGAACAAGACUGCCUUUCAUUGUCGACCAGGCCAUCGAUGGAUAAUGUUGUUGCCUUACUCUUCUAUCGUUCCCCUCCUACUAUAAUAUGACGGUCUACUCCAUUGAUCCUCUUGUGUUGUAGACCGUCUUUUGUUUCGUAUUGUGUUGGGGUUUUUUUUAUCUUAUUGUAUCCAUGUUGUUUAAUUUCUCUAUGUCUUUCAUUUUCGAUUCCCUGUGUUUCUUUCCUGAGUUUUAAUUGUCUAUGCUUGAAAUAAAGUUUUCCCGUGUUGUGUCGUGUCGUGCAAGCUCCGGCCAAUCCCUCCUAAUUGUUCUGUAUGUUGUCAAAACCGUAUUAGUCGAAGCACGAGAGCAAUAUGAGUUAGCUGGUCAAUUGAACUUUUGAGCAGAGUGUAAAAGGGGUAAAUUCUACGCCUUACGGUAUUUAAGUUUUUGAGAUUGACCGCUAUGUGUAAUACUUUCCUUUGUAUGUGUAUAUGAUGCAUUGUGAUUUCAUAUGAUGCUUUCAGUUCUGUGUUAUUGCAUGUUUUACUAACAAGUAACUUCAAAGUUUGAGAAACAUGUGUUCUUUUAAGAAGUACUUCACCUUUAGUUAAGGUGAAGUAAGUUUAAGAGCUUUUAGUCCCUAGAUCCAGUUCAUUGCCAUUUGAGACUUUUAAGACAAGCAGCAAUUAUGCUCGUGAUAUUUUUAAAAUGAGCAACAGUAAUCCUCUUGAGAAUCGUGGUGAAGAGCCACCACGAUAAGUUUAAGUUUAAGGAAAUCCUGGAUGGACUCUCAUACCUAUGAGUUGGGAACCGGACUAGCUAAUCCACGUGUCAGUCAAGAAUUUAAGUUGAAAUUUGAGUUUUAAGAACACAGUUUUAAGAGCUAAGUUUUUUAAUAGUGGAAGUACAAAAACAACUUCCAAAGAGUUAAGUUUUUCAUAAACUUACCCUAAUUCACUCACCAGUUUGAAGAGGAGGAGGAGAAACUAGAGGAACAGUUAGAGAGCAGCGAGAUCGAGAGUAACGGUUCGAGCGAAGCCAGCUAAAGGGGGAUGGUACGAUGCGUCACGUAGGAUGCCUAGUCAAGGUUUUCAUUAGGCAACGACAACGUUAGAGACCUUUUAGUUAUUUCAAUUUAUGAUUAUGAGUAUAGACUAGAGGCUCAUAUUAACUUUUUAUGAUUGAGUAUGGCCCAAGUGUUAGGGCUUUGUUUUAAGAAAUUAUAGUUUAUUCUCAGUAUUUGUUAAUGUUAUUUAUGAAAUGUUUUUUGCUAUUUUUUCCAAGUAUUUUCAGUUCUGAUUUUGUUUCACAGUUUGACAAGGGUAUUUUAGUAAAAAUUAGUACCUGGUUGGGUUAGGGUGUGACAUACUUUCUCCUCAAUCGACAAAUUCAGAACUUGUUCCCAGACAAACUGGACAUCCAUCCCAUCAGUGGAAAAUAACGAGGAAUUGGAGUCACUGGCAAUGGUGGCCUUUCCAUCCUCCUCCAUCACCCAUAAUCAUAAACCAUCUGGAGCAUAUAAUCCAGAGAUAAAGUUUCUCUUUCGGAGUGUCCGAGUCACCAGAUGGAGGUAGGACGAGUUCUUAUCACCACCCUGCCACCAAUCCACCCUGGAUUUCUGUUUCCAAUAUAUUAUCCAGAGUGCG
Messenger RNA from Linum trigynum, 2221 nucleotides. NCBI's taxonomy places the organism in Eukaryota, Viridiplantae, Streptophyta, Magnoliopsida, Malpighiales, Linaceae. The record is from the annotation of a GenBank genome assembly.